Dipodomys ordii (Ord's kangaroo rat) is the source of this 537-nucleotide messenger RNA. Its product is annotated as chromosome unknown open reading frame, human C15orf61. The record is from RefSeq and is a predicted model, not a curated record. Lineage: Eukaryota; Metazoa; Chordata; Mammalia; Rodentia; Heteromyidae. The transcript has 3 exons. The coding region runs from base 1 to 447 and encodes 148 amino acids.
AUGCUCAAAGGAGUUGUCAACCAUCCAUAUUGGCUCCUACUUUACAAUAAAAUAAAAAAUUACAAGGAGAACCGAAUAGCCCUGGAUGAGGAGAAACCCUCCCCAUGUGUUUCCGUGAGGUCACAGGGCACUGGCACCUGUUCUGUGCAGGUGUCCCCCAGGCCUCCCAGCGAGCAGGCGCGGGAGGCGGCCAGCGCCAACUACCACGUCCUGCGGACCGGCUGCUUCCCCUUCAUCAAGUACCACUGCUCCAAGGCCCCCUGGCAGGACUUGGCCCCGCAGGACCGCUUCUUCACGGCGCUCAAGGUCGUCAACCUCGGUAUUCCAACUCUAUUAUAUGGACUUGGGUCCUGGUUAUUUGCCAGAGUCACAGAGACAGUACAUACCAGUUAUGGACCAAUAACAAUUUAUUUUCUAAAUAAAGAAGACGAAGGUGCCAUGUAUUAAAAGUGUGCACUGGAGAAUAUAACUAUCAGUGGGUUUUCUCUUGUGUAUAUUUGCAAUAUUUAUUUUUGAUCCUGUAAAAUAAAACUUUUG